This is a messenger RNA of Agrilus planipennis (emerald ash borer), 2743 nucleotides long. Its product is annotated as transmembrane channel-like protein 5. Bases 227 to 2605 code for a protein of 792 amino acids. Gene Ontology annotation, molecular function: mechanosensitive monoatomic ion channel activity. Lineage: Eukaryota; Metazoa; Arthropoda; Insecta; Coleoptera; Buprestidae. The record is from RefSeq and is a predicted model, not a curated record. The transcript is spliced from 15 exons. Gene Ontology annotation, cellular component: plasma membrane.
CUUAUCACUUAGAAAACUAUUACGACGUUCAUUCUCUUGUUUAAAUAAACCGAAAAACAAUUAGUGACUCAUUGAAUUGAGAUUGAUAAGUAUCUUUUUGUAAUUCCUAUCUUAUCAGUUUACAUGAUAUCAAUGUACAAUGAUUUUAUUGCUGCAAAUAACAGACUAUUGUUAAGUCUUUGAGUAAUAUGCCUCUCCAGUAUUUGCUUAAUAUUGUAUUUUAAAUAUGGACAGAUCACGCCCCUCCUUACCUCGGGACAAUAGCUUUUACAUUUAUCCAAUGGAUAAGAAUGUCAAUAAUUAUGAUGAAAUCCAAGAAAGUCACUGGGACAGUUUUCAAAAUGGACAUAGUUCGCAUUUUGCAAAUUUAAAUGAGGGUUUUUCUGAUGGGAACAGUGACAGUGAACGAUAUAUGCAUUCUGAAUGGAAUGAACUUGGCAACAAGUCCAGAAGUCGUAAUGCAACUCUUCGUUGGAACUUGGCACUUAAACAGACCAUGGAAAGCAUGCCAUCAAGGACUCUUCCAAGGCACUUUCCAGGCAGUCAUUCCUGGUCCAAUCUUCCAGCAGAUGCACCUGAAAAGUCUAGGAUGCCUUUAGAGAAUUAUGCUAAUAACAUAGCUUGCAGGAUGGAAGAUGACCCCUCAUUAAUGGAGAAUACACCAUAUGCUGCUCAACUUAGACAGGAAACUCUGAGGAACAUGCCGCAAUGUUUGACUGUAAAGAGACUAGUCCAAAAACGUCUCACUCAAACUGUUAGUAGAAGAUCUAAACAUAAACCUCUUGGGUUUUUUAAACGUACUAAGUAUAAAGUAAAAAUGCAAAUUACUAAGCUUGAAAAUUGGAUUAAAAACUUUAUGGUUUCUUUUGAACUGUGGUAUAGUUCUCUGAAGAUGAUAGAGGGCAAUUUUGGGUCGGGAGUUGCCACAUAUUUCAGAUUCUUGCGUUGGCUUUUUCUAAUGAAUGUAAUUCUAGCAAUUCCAGCUUUAGGCUUUAUAGUAGUGCCUCAAAUUUUAUAUUCUAGCAAUAAGGGAUAUGGGAUUGAUAAUAACGAAACUUUGAAGUGGUACGACUUCUUUUCAGGACAGGGCUACCUGACCCGAACAAUAUUAUUUUAUGGUCAUUACACAAACAAAACUAUAACACUUAUUGGGAACCACAAUUACCACAUGUCCCAGGCCUAUUUAUUUACCAUGUUUUGUUUAUACUGUGCUGCUUUCAUUGUGAUUAGUAUAAGUACUGCCUGUUCAUAUCGACGAAGUUUUAUAGAGACUAAAGGCGGCUUACAGAACGUUUUUGCUCAAAAAAUUUUUUGCGGUUGGGACUUUAAUAUAGCAACAAAAAAGGCUGCAGAAUUAAAAUCUUCCGCUAUUUAUUACGAACUAAAGGAAUUGUUAAGCGAAAUUAAAGAGGAAAAAGAUAAGAAAUCGAUAUGUGAAACAGUUAGGAAUUCGACAACAAAACUGUUGAUUAAUGUUAGUACAGUGUUGUUAUUAAUGGGAACUGGUUACAUAGUGUGGGUGUUACUAGAUAAGAGCAAAAAUUAUUUGGAUGAUGAAAGUCAAAAGACCAAUAUGGCUUUGGUAACUGCAGUAAUUAUAAACGUUUGUAUGCUCUUAAUACCUGUUUUAUUUGGAUAUUUGAGAAAGUAUGAGAAGUAUUCUAAUCAAAGCGUAGCAUUUAAUAUUACACUUGUUCGAACUUAUAUGCUCGAAUUGACUAUUAUUGGAGUGCUAUUGACUUUCUGGCUAACACGUUCAAAUAACGAUAGUUGUUGGGAAACAUCUUUGGGUCAGGAGAUUUAUAGACUUAUUGUGUUCGAUUUUGUCAUUUCAGUAAUUCUAUCUUCUUUUUUAGAAAUAUUGAGAUAUCUUUUUAAAAAGGAUUGUAUGGGACAAGACGGUUUAUCAGAGUUUGACAUAGCUCGUUAUUCUUUUCAAUUAAUCUACACACAAACACUCUUCUGGAUAGGUUUCUUUUUCUCCCCUGUUCUUCCUGUCGUACUUUCUAUAAAACUUUUGUUCACAUGGUACAUUAGGACCUUUUGUACCUUGCAUUUGUGCAAGUCAUAUGCCAGAUCUUGGAGGGCAGCUCAAACCAACACUGUGUUCUAUAUUCUCACCUUUCUUACCCUUUUCUUUUCCAUUAUUUUCUUCGGAUACAUCAUAAUUAGAGUUCCCAUAUCGAGUUGUGGUCCCUUCAUGGGGAACUCUUAUAUGUAUGAAAUAAUUAUCGACGUAUUACAUUUAGAAAGGGGCACUGUGUUUUGGGAGAUUGUGAUAUUUUUUACUCGACCGGGGGUGGUUGCAUUUAUUUUUAUUAUGCUUUGUAUUGGGGCGUAUUUCUUAAGAGCCAAGGGAAAAGCUCAAUACAAAAUGGUGAAAAUAUUAAGAAAAAUGCUAGUUGCUUCGGCCAAAGAUAGGGAAUUUUUGCUUAAUUACAUUGCCAAUGUGACCGCUUCUCAAUUUCAACAUGAAAAGUUUUCAUCUUUCGACAUGGACAGUGUAUCAGCUGAGUACAUGAAUUCGAGAGGAUUUGAUGAGGAACACUUCGCAGAUUCAGAUUCUAUCGACGACAACUAUAUUACUAAUAAGAAGCGAUAUUAACUUCUUGUUCUAAAUUUUAUGCAAUGUUAGAUAUUUUAUAUUUAUUAAUUAUUUACGUAUAUUAUUUAGACUUGCAAGUGUGAUAAAUAUGAUAUUUAUUUUUCAAUUAAAAAGUAAACGUUUACUUUUUUACUUCAA